Messenger RNA from Manis pentadactyla (Chinese pangolin), 1761 nucleotides. Its product is annotated as rho GTPase-activating protein 20-like. The record is from RefSeq and is a predicted model, not a curated record. Lineage: Eukaryota; Metazoa; Chordata; Mammalia; Pholidota; Manidae. Gene Ontology annotation, biological process: signal transduction. Gene Ontology annotation, molecular function: GTPase activator activity.
AUGGUUUAUCACUGUAUAGCCCCAAGCCUUCUUUGUCUGCCCAGUCCUUGCAACGCAGAUUACACCCGCAGCGAAGGUACUACAACAUCUGAGGGCACCCAUCAGACUCUGCUGCUUCACGGCCACGUAGAACUCAGAAGAGGCUGGAGGAGACAGCAGCGGCACCUCUUCUUGUUCAGCGAUUUGUUGCUUGUGUCUAACACCACCUCACCUGCAGGCUUCUGCUGGAAACUCUUUGAACUUGGGAGAGCCAACAUCAGUGCCCAGAGGUCCUCUGUCUUGGGCUGGCCCACGGUGAACUUUGUGGCCACCUUUAGAUCUCCGGAACUAAAGAAAAAAUGGCACUCUUUCCUUCAAAGAUACAUCAAUCUAGCCAAAGAGAAGGACCAGCCCAAAAACAUUCCCCGCAAAAUCUGCACUGGGGACAUCAAGGACUGUGCUUGUUCUAUACCUAUAACAGUAACAAAUUCAGACACAGUGAAUGACGUAAUCAACAUGUCACUACCAGUGCUAGGAAUAACCGGCUCUGAGAAAGAUUACCAGCUGUGGGUCAGUUCUGACAAGGAAAAGAGCCCAUAUCUACUCAUUGGGCAUGAACGCCCCUAUGGAAUUAAAAUGAGCCAUCUUCCAGCUACUACUUUCCUGCCCCAGGGACUGGAGGAUUCUGCCUCUUCUUUCAUCCUGAGGCCGAGGCACCUGGCCAGGAACCAACACGGGAGACAUUCCGCUGGAAGAGAGAAAGAUUCCCGGCGCACACCUGGCCUGUUGACAGGGCUCGGGUACUUGUCUGGACUACCCCUGCCCGGCCCCACCAACUACAAAGCAGGACAGCUAUCUGGCAUUUCUCUCAUGGACGUGUGUGACAAUAACAAGCUGCUCAAGCACAUCCUGGAUCUGCUUGAUUUUAUCAAUCAAAAACGGCCACUCACAAAAGACGUCUUCAGGACAGUGACCAGUAAAGAAUCCUGCAGAUCCCUAAAGGAGCAGCUCAAUUCCAGGGACAAAGGGAACUGGGAUGGUGAAUCCAUCUUUGUGGCAGUGGCGGUCUUAAACGAUAUUCUUGAAAAUACCCAAGGAAGUGUAUUUUCAUCCAGUCUCUAUGAUAAAUGGCUUGCUGAUCCUGAACAAGGGGAGAACGAGGAUGAGAAAAUAACUGCCACCUGGUGGAUUUUAGACCACGUGCCGAGAGCCCAUGCUGUCCUGUGGUAUCUUUUUGGGGUAUUAAACAUCGAGCAGCUGACAACACACAAGAUGACAGCUUAUGGUUUAUCCUGUAUAGCCCAGAGUCUUAUUUUUCUGCCCAGUCCUUGCAAUGCAGAUUUAGGAAAGGACUUGGGAAAAAAGCUUAGUUUUGUGCAAUUUCUCAUUGAAAACUGCCUCAAGAUAUUUGGAGAAGAUGUCCCUUCCCUCCUGGGGGAGAGCUUGGUGAAUGGUGGUACCAGUGAGUUUACAGAAUAUUCUUGCAUCUCAAGCAGUGACAGUGAUUCAUAAAUGGCACAACUGGAACAUGAUGCCAAUGCCCCGGCAAACAUGGUUUUACACUGCUUCUUUCCUAUGUUUUUCCAAGUUACUGAAGAAUCGGGAAUCUGUUGGAAUGCCUCAUAGUACCUGUUUCUUUUUUUUCCUGUAAUAGUCCACUAGAACGAUUUCCAAAUAUUUGUAGUGUUUGUUAAAGAUCUGGGUUAAGUCCUCAGGUUCUGUCCAGAAUUAAGUGAAUUUCCUGGCAGAUGUAUGAGCACAGGUUACCUUAAACUAAGUCAA